GCUCACAUGCGUAGCACUGCCGGCCGGGAAAGAUCUUGCCGCUUUUUUACUGUUACAUUGCAGAGCCAAUUUUGUUUAUGUUUUUAUCUCCAUUCUCUUUUACGAGACGUCUUGUAUGAAAUUAAUAAUGACUGCUAAAUCGACGAAGCCAUUGGUAUUCCAAGUGUUGGCAGAAUGCUCCACAAGCAAAGCCAGAACGAGUCUUUUAACUUUGCCGCAUCAUACAGUUGAGACUCCAGUGUUCAUGCCAGUCGGGACUCAGGGAACAAUGAAAGGCAUUCUCCCCCAGCAGCUGGAAAAUCUCAAUUGCCAGAUCAUACUUGGGAACACAUAUCAUCUCGGAACGCGACCGGGCCCUGAGUUGAUGGCCAAGGUUGGAGGGCUGCACAAGUUUAUGAACUGGAACAGAGCCUUGCUGACUGAUUCCGGCGGCUUCCAAAUGGUCUCCUUACUGAAACUUGCAGAAAUAACUGAAGAAGGCGUCAAUUUUUCAUCGCCUUUUGAUGGCACACCUUGCAUGCUGACGCCAGAACGCUCCAUCGAAAUCCAAAAUGCAAUCGGAGCUGACAUCAUCAUGCAACUGGAUGAUGUGGUGAAAACAACUACAACUGGACCUAGAGUGGAAGAGGCAAUGCAAAGAACCACCCGCUGGCUUGACAGGUGUAUCGCUGCCCACAAAAGGCCAGACGAGCAGAAUAUUUUUCCAAUUGUCCAGGGAGGUUUGGACCCUGAAUUGCGACAGCAGUCAGCCAGGCUACAUACUGAAAGAGAAGUGAAUGGCUAUGCAGUUGGUGGUUUAAGUGGAGGUGAGAGCAAAGAUGAAUUCUGGCGCGCGGUGCAUUUGUCGACUAACAUUUUGCCAAAGGACAAGCCCCGCUACCUGAUGGGCGUGGGUUUUGCUCUGGACUUGGUUGUCUGCUGCGCCUUGGGCAUCGACAUGUUUGACUGCGUCUUCCCCACCCGAACGGCCCGCUUUGGAUGCGCACUUGUUCCUUCUGGCCAGCUGAAUUUAAAGCAAAAAGCGUACGCGUCGGAUUUUUCGCCAAUUGACGACGAGUGCGACUGCAGCACCUGCGCCAGAUACACGAGAGCUUUUCUCCACACUAUAGUUACAAUGGAGUCUUCUGCUUGCCAGUUGCUCACAAUCCACAAUUUAUCUUACCAGAUGCGUCUGAUGAGAGGAAUCCGAGAAAGCAUCAAAGAAGACAAAUUCCCGACAUUCAUUCAAGAGUUUUUAAACAAAUUGUAUCCAGGAAAGGACUACCCCAAGUGGGUUAUUGACGCUCUGAGUGCUGUUAACAUAAAUUUGAAUGAAAGCCAGUGAAGUGCGGACUUCAAA
Molecule: messenger RNA, 1339 nt
Organism: Cloeon dipterum
Lineage: Eukaryota; Metazoa; Arthropoda; Insecta; Ephemeroptera; Baetidae
Gene: Tgt
Product: tRNA-guanine transglycosylase
Exons: 7
Coding region: 116-1324 (402 amino acids)
Cellular component (GO): cytosol
Molecular function (GO): tRNA-guanosine(34) queuine transglycosylase activity
Source: RefSeq, a predicted model, not a curated record